This is a messenger RNA of Caenorhabditis sp. 36 PRJEB53466, 1361 nucleotides long. The record is from the annotation of a GenBank genome assembly. NCBI's taxonomy places the organism in Eukaryota, Metazoa, Nematoda, Chromadorea, Rhabditida, Rhabditidae.
AUGAACCGAGCAAAUGAGACCAGCUCGAAUUUGAAGCUCAUUUCACUGGUAGUCUUAAUUGUGCAGACAACGGCACUGGUUUUGACGCUCCGUUACAGUCAGACUCAGGUAAUGUUCGUUUUCACGUCGUAAACGUGAUUUAGAAUUUCAUUUCCUUUUCUGCUUAUAUAUAUUUUUCUGCCUGAAAUGCCCUCGUUUUCACAGAAAUAAGCUGCAGUUUUGACAAAAGGUCACGUCAAAUUCAAAAACUAUCCAUGACGUGAAGCAUUUUUCAGCUCCUACUUUUUGUGAUAUAUAAUAUAUAAUAUACCUCCUAAAAUUAUUGAAUUUUGCAGAAAUCAGAUGGACCCCGCUACCUUUCGUCGACGGCGGUAGUGUGCGCGGAAGUCAUCAAGCUAAUUACUUGUAUUUUCGUGAUCUACCGUAAUACUGGAUAUCGUGUGACCGGCAUGUUGGCCGAAAUGAAUCGAGAAAUUUUUGCGACUCCACAAACGAGAUCCGAUUCGCUGAAAGUCGCUGUUCCGGCCAUCAUGUACGUCAUCCAGAACAAUCUUUUAUUCUUUGCCCUCAAAAAAUUGGAUGCCGCCACCUAUCAAGUAAGUUUUUCGCAGUUUCCCCAAUUUCCCACGAAUCUUCCACACGGUAGACUUCAAACCCACAAAUGUUGUUCCUUUCCAGGUGACAUAUCAACUGAAAAUCCUGACAACUGCCAUCUUCUCAGUUACAAUGCUCGGAAAGUCUCUACAUCGUUACAACUGGCUCGCCCUGCUUCUUCUCACCGCCGGAGUCGCCCUCGUUCAGUAUCCAAGUGGAGACGCUAAGCCAUCAGCUCCAGUUCACGAUGCUUCUGACAACAUUCUGGGUCUUGGAGCAGUUCUUGCCGCUUGCUUUUCGUCUGGCUUCGCAGGAGUUUACUUCGAGAAGAUUCUAAAAACGUCGAAGGUGUCUCUGUGGAUCAGAAACAUUCAGCUAGCGUUCUUCUCGGUGUUCGGAAGCUUUUUCGUCUGUUGGCUUUACGAUUGGGAAGCGAUUAGCGAGGACGGAUUCCUUCGAGGAUACAAUAAAAUAAUCUGGAUCGUCGUUCUUCUUCAAGCUUAUGGUGGCUUGGUUAUUGCUCUCGUGGUGAAGUACGCGGAUAAUAUUCUGAAAGGAUUCGCCGUCUCCCUCUCAAUCAUCCUUUCCUCCUUCACUUCCUGGCUGGUUCUUGGUGAUUUGACUAUCACUACGUUAGUUUUCAUAUUUAUUCAAAAUAGAAAAAAUUGUAUUUCAGAACUUUCGCCAUAGGAGCUACCAUCGUCAUCUUCGCCACCUUCCUGUACGGCCACGAGCCGAAGAAGAGCCCGGUUGCUCACAAUGCAUAA